This is a messenger RNA of Xiphias gladius (swordfish), 816 nucleotides long. It is a transcript of the gene rims4, whose product is annotated as regulating synaptic membrane exocytosis 4. Gene Ontology annotation, biological process: calcium ion-regulated exocytosis of neurotransmitter; positive regulation of synaptic transmission; regulation of synaptic plasticity. Gene Ontology annotation, molecular function: small GTPase binding; transmembrane transporter binding. Bases 1 to 816 code for a protein of 271 amino acids. The transcript has 6 exons. Lineage: Eukaryota; Metazoa; Chordata; Actinopteri; Istiophoriformes; Xiphiidae. Gene Ontology annotation, cellular component: cytoskeleton of presynaptic active zone; presynaptic membrane. The record is from RefSeq and is a predicted model, not a curated record.
AUGGAGCGAUCGCAGAGCCGCAUCAGCCUGUCGGCGUCCUUCGAGGCCCUCGCCAUCUACUUCCCCUGCAUGAACUCCUUCGAUGAGGACGAUGGGGUGGAUACGGAGGGCAGGAAGUUGAAGGGGGGCAUCCAGAGGAGCACAGAGACAGGUCUGGCCGUAGAGAUGCCCAGCCGGACCGUCCGCCAGGCCAGCCACGAGUCCAUAGAGGACAGCAUGAACAGCUACGGCUCCGAGGGCAAUCUGAACUAUAGCGGUAUGUGUCUGGCAUCUGAUGCCCAGUUCAGCGACUUCCUGGAUGGGAUGGGACCCGCCCAGUUCGUUGGGCGACAGACACUGGCGACCACAUCCAUGGGUGAUGUAGAGAUCGGUCUGUUGGAGAGGAACGGAGGUCUGGAGGUGGAGGUCGUCCAGGCCAGAGGACUCACCAUGAAAGCAGGUUCAAAGGGACCUCCAGCGGCCUACAUCAAAGUUUACCUCCUGGAGAACGGCAUCUGUGUGGCCAAGAAGAAGACCAAGUCCGUGAGGAAGAGUCUGGACCCUCUCUACAACCAGGUCCUGGUCUUCUCUGAAAGUCCACAGGGGAAAGUGGUGCAGGUGAUUGUUUGGGGCAACUAUGGACGGAUGGACCGCAAAUGCUUCAUGGGCGUAGCUCGAAUCCUACUGGAGGAGCUGGACCUCAGCACGAUGGUGAUUGGCUGGUACAAGCUCUUCCCUACCUCCUCCAUGGUGGACCCAACGAUGGCACCGCUCAUCCGCCACUCCUCCCAGAUGUCCCUGGAGAGCACCAUUGGGCCCUGUUGUGAGCGAUCCUAA